Molecule: messenger RNA, 1059 nt
Organism: Williopsis jadinii
Lineage: Eukaryota; Fungi; Ascomycota; Saccharomycetes; Phaffomycetales; Wickerhamomycetaceae
Exons: 1
Coding region: 1-1059 (352 amino acids)
Source: RefSeq, a predicted model, not a curated record
AUGAGAUCAGCCCUAUACGUAUACACACGAAGAGCAUUCUCGUCGACUCCGUGUCGCUGGAGGCAGUUCACCAGCCUACAGAGCCUACAGGACUGUAUUACCACUGAUAUCACCAGUGGUUCCCUUGACGAGCGCAAGUUGCUCGAUGACUUCAAGGAUAUCUUCGCAUACGCAGAGAAGUCGUCGUUCACAGAGCUCAGUGAUCUGCAGAGACUAUCACGGAACCUGCUGGAAUCGCAAAGAUCCCUUGAGCAAGCCACCGUGAAGAAUAUCAUGCUGUUACACCCACCGUCUACUCUAAUCGCACCACUGUUAGAAUCGUUCAGUGCCAUCUCACCUGGCCCAAUACCGAAGUCAAUUGCCGAUAUUGCUGUUCGCCGUUGUCUAUGGGAAGCCGACAUCCAAAACGCCGUCAAAGUUGUCGACCUGACCACUGCCUCCCCACGUUAUCUGAAGGCAAUGACCCAGAAACGUAACAGUACUGUUCUGAGCGCAUUCACAGGGGUAAUAGGUGUGGGUGGAUUGAUGCACUAUGGGAUAAGCUUGCUGGAACUGCCAUCAACAGCUGGUAUAUUUGCAAUGGUUGCCACAUACGCUCUGAACAUUGGGUUCUUUGGCUACGCUGCCUUUGGUGGUAAGUUUGUCGGGUCAGUUAAAAACAUCCAGUGGAAGAACGGUGUACCAAUGUCGCACAGAUAUGUACACGCUGAUGAGCUGACACUGCUUUCCAAGAUUGCAGAGGCUGAUAUGAAGAUUAAUGGCCACGAAGGCUAUGUGAGUCCAGGCUUCAAGACUGAGAUGGAUAAGAGAGGCAUCGAGAUAAUCUUACCAGAAACGGAACUAAUGUUGGAAGAGUAUUGGUUGACAGGUGGAGAGAACUUCGAAUGGGUUGAACCAGAUCAAGACCCUGCUGAUAUAAUUUGGAGACAGAACGUGGCAACAAAGAAGCCAAACUUAUUGAAAGACGACAUCAAAUGGACUGACAAGUUUAUCCAAGGUGGUGCUGAUCAGCAAACACCGAAUGAUCAACAAGGCACUGCGCCAUCAAAGGCAUACUGA